Protopterus annectens (West African lungfish) is the source of this 1733-nucleotide messenger RNA. Its product is annotated as tetraspanin-18-like. Gene Ontology annotation, cellular component: membrane. The record is from RefSeq and is a predicted model, not a curated record. Bases 224 to 961 code for a protein of 245 amino acids. The transcript is spliced from 8 exons. NCBI's taxonomy places the organism in Eukaryota, Metazoa, Chordata, Ceratodontiformes, Protopteridae.
UGGUGAGAUCAGAUGUCUCCUUAAUUAUUAGUGAGCUCUGUAUAUCUGAUGAAACUGUGUCGCUCUUUGAACUCUUAUUGAUAGUCAAAAUGCUGUCUGACCAGGGCUGCUGCAGGGGCUUCUCCGUAGUUUGUUAAAAUCUGCAUCAGAUGUGACACAUCUGAGUACCCAUCUUUGAAGACGUUUCUCCUCAUUUUACAGGUCAAGGAAAUUUCCUGCAGACAUGGGGCUGUUGUCCUGCAUGAAAUAUAUGAUGUUUGCUGUUAAUGCACUUAUUUUUGCUGGAGGGGUUUGCUUGCUAGCUGUUGGCAUCUGGGUAGUGACUGAUCCUGAUGGCUUUCAGAACAUUAUAACAUCGAGUCCACUGCUGUACACUGGAGCAUAUAUCAUCCUGGUGGUGGGACUGGCACUGUCUCUCCUCGGGUUUCUUGGGUGCUGGGGAGCAGUUAUGAAAAACAAACCCGUACUAAUGAUUUUCUUUCUCCUGGUUCUAAUCCUCUUUAUCCUGGAACUGGUGGCAGCUAUCCUUGCUCUAGCGUUUGGCAAACAGGUCAAACAUGAAUUAUUUCUGUCUGAUCUACAGAAGAGGUACCUUGGAGACAAUACAACUGACAUGUUUUCAAAGACUUGGAACACUGUUAUGAUUGUUUUCACUUGCUGUGGAGUUUUAGGCCCAGGUGACUUUGGAAACCAUUCUACCUUCCAUGAACAGCAUCCCUAUGCAUUGGUGCCAGAUGCAUGUUGCAAGAGAGACACUUCUAUUGCUGUGGACAAAAUUCUAGACAGAGAUCAAUGCAUGCAAGGGAAAACUGACUACCUAAACUAUAAGGGUUGCUUUGAAGCAAUUGCCAAGACUCUCCAAAGGAACAUAAAACUUACUGGUGCCUUUAGCUUGGGAAUCCUUGUGGUUGAGAUGUUUGCCAUGUUUUUUUCCAUUUGUCUUUUCCAUAACUUUGACUAACAACUCGAAGUUGGCGGAGGCUGUAAAGAGAUGAUUAUCAGAUAGCACAACACUUACAAUGGGAAGGCAACCUAGGAACAACAAGCGCCAUGCACUAUAAAAGUAAUAAUAUUUAUAGAAUAUGCUUCACCAUGCACAGAAACGGACAAAAUCAAUUAUGUGGCUGAAUCAAAACAGUACUGGCCUUCACUACAGGAUAUUUCAAAGGGUUUGGUAUGACUUUACUCCUUGAAGAUUUCAGUCUGCCACUGCAACAAUAACUUUGGUUCUAUACUGUUUGAUAAAUGCCAUCUGUCAAAAUGAAGUCAGAACUAUAAAUAAAUCAUUCCGUUUUAACAGUUCAGACAAUUAACAUGUCUCCACAGUGAAUAUUUUACUUGAAUGCUCUUACUGAUAGAAAGAAAUUUCAAAAUCUUUCACUCAGAAAUAUUAACAAUCAAACAUUGCUCCAGCUUAUAAAACUGCUUCCAGGAUGGGGGAAUGUCUACAUUAAAUGCAUAUUAAAUAGGUGUUUACUUUUUGCAUAUACAGACAUGCAGACAAAACAAACAUACACUCUUUACCCAUAUACUUUGACAACAAAGCUGAUUAAUGAUUGUCACACUGUCACAAAAAUAUUUAUUUUGUGUUGACUGAUUAUGCUGUGCUUGUGAGCACAUGCACAGUUCUGAGCACAGUCUCUGGGACCCAGACAAUGAAGCAAAUCUAAAAUGAUCAAAAGCAAGCAAUAUUAAAAUUAUUUUUUUAGGGGCAAGCCCUCUGCACCCCCCCA